AUGGGCUUACCCCGUCAUUCUACUAAACCUCCCCCCAACUCGACGAGCCAAGAUAGCUUUCCGCUAGCCAUGUACAAGUCUGCUCUAUCGGCGUCGUUCCUGCAAGCUGCCACGUUUCGGCAAAAUCUGUGGCCACCUUGCAUACACAGCGACAUUGAAGACUGCUCGUCCACCACUCUGCUGGCAAGAGCUGAGCUUAAGAGUUUUGCCAUGCUGGACAGCCUGGUGACGUUUGUACAGCUGUAG
Messenger RNA from Aphanomyces astaci, 246 nucleotides. RefSeq lists its product as hypothetical. NCBI's taxonomy places the organism in Eukaryota, Oomycota, Saprolegniomycetes, Saprolegniales, Verrucalvaceae. The coding region runs from base 1 to 246 and encodes 81 amino acids. The record is from RefSeq and is a predicted model, not a curated record. The transcript is spliced from 2 exons.